GGAACUCAGCAGCAUAGAUGCAACACACGAAGCAAACGAAGAAAAAUAAAACACGAAGUGGAAGACGACGACGAUUCCGAAUCGGUGGGUUUGUUUACGACUUUUCGGUUGGACCAGUACCCGAAAGUCGGUUCACGUGUCAACAGCUUCAGCUUCAUUCCUUCCGCGAACGUCGCCGCGACACGACAUCGACGACCUCGAACUAUUUGCGCCAAGUUAUGCAAAAACCAAAAAAUUAUCAAAACUUUGCCAAGGUGAAAGUGCAUUCGCAAGUUGCAUCCACAAGUGACCAGUGUUCUUGAAAACAUCGCGACGACCUCGGACUUCACUUGCCCAAUUCGCAAGCAACCGCAGGAGUCGAAAAAAAAUCAACUCUGCCCUAUAUCCCGAUAUAGUGCCGAUCCCGUGCUGAUUUGGUGCCAAUUUGUGCGCUCCUUUAGUGCGCGAAGCCGCAGAGCCUGCUGUGCGGCACACUUGUCGCGCGCGCGUAACUCACGCACCGCUGUAUCGUUGUGUUGGUGGUGCUCACCCACACUAGUGCAGUAUCGCAUCGCAUCGCAAUCGCUAGUGGUGCUGAAAAAUGAUGAAAAUAAAACUAUCAAAACAGUACCGAACGGAAUUUUGUUGAGUGAGGACGAAGAGCAGUUCAACACAGUUCCGGCGCGGGGAGCGGAGUGCGAGAGAGAGUGAAGUGACAGAACUGUGUGUGCGGACACACAUGCAAAGACAGGAAGUGCAACCGCCAACGCAAAAAAAGUGCGUUGAAAAGUGAAGAAAGCGAAGAGAAAAACUGAAGAGUGCGGAAAUAUUUUGAACAAAAACGAUAAUUUGUGAAAAAAAACAAACGAUAUGCAAUCGCAAAAGUGAAAACGUAAAAAAAUCAAAAUAAGUGAAAAAAGUUAAGGAAAAAAAAUCUAGCAAAAUUACCUAGACAACCCUAAGAACAAAACACCCUCGCACAGCUAAAUUUAUUUGGAAUUUUCAACAUCGCAAAAAACAAUCCACUAUUUCUGCAAUAAUCGUUUCGGACUCGCUGUGUUUGAGGUUAUCAAAAUUUUAAAAUUGCUCAACCCUGGUCCCUUACUUGAAAUCAAAAGUUGUGAUCAAGUGCAUUUAACAAAGCAACCAUCGUGAUUAUGAACAUCCGCUUCGAAAACGCUGAAAUCAACUAAAUCUUCAAAUUUGUUGCCGAUUUUCAACUGAUCAAAACAAGAAACGUCAAAAUGGGCAGCAGCGAAGCGCAGACGUACUGCCUGCGAUGGAACAACCACAAGUCCAACCUGGUCGAGAUCCUCGACGCGCUCAUCAAGAUGGAGUGCUACGUGGACUGCACGAUCGUGGUGGACGAGCAGAAGCAGUUCAAGGCGCACCGCGUGGUGCUCGCCGCGAACUCGCCCUACUUCCAGUCGAUCCUGCAGGACGUCCCGAUGGACCACUGCAGCAUCCUGUUCCCGGGCGUGGCGGCCUUCGAGAUGCAGGCCCUGCUCGAGUACAUGUACACCGGCGAGGUUAACGUAACGCAAGCGCAGAUCCCGCGCAUCAUGAAGAUCGCCGAGCAGCUGGAGGUCAAGGGCCUGUUUGACAUGGCCGACCUGAAGGGUCGCUUCGAGAAGAUGGUGGUCGAACGCGAGACGGAGUUUGCCAGCAACAACAACUACGCCAGCAAGUCGUCGCAACCGCCGGUCAGUGAACAGUCGCAGCAGCAGUCGUCACCCCCGGUGAUCUCGACCUCCACGAACGUCUCGAUCGCACAGAGUAGCAGCUCAUCCCCGCCGUACACGUACAAAUCCCCCUACACCAGCCUGUACUCACGCACCAGCCCCACGGCGAUCGAGCGAGAGCGGGAACGUGAGCGGGAAAGAGACCGUGAACGCGAUCAUGAAGAACGUGAACGCCGCGAUCACUCCUCUUCGUCGACCUACUCGCAACCGCCACCCCACCAGUCCUACCCCCACGACAACGAACCCCGCCCAGAUGACCUCCCGCAAACCUCCUCGGCCGCAUCAUCAUCCUCCCAGCAGCCCCCGCAGAACCUCCGAUGGCCACUACCCGGUCAGAUCCCGGUGACCCUGCACCAGCCCCACCAACCCCUGCACAGCAUGCUCAGCUCCGUGUACGACUCCAGCUCGGACAUGAACCCACUGAAGCGCAAGAAGCUCCAAUCCAUGACGACCAUGCUGCGCGACACCCCCAUCCUGAGGAACGUCCUCGCCCAACCGAACGCCGCCGACUCCUCGCAAAGCUCGCCGUCCCCGCUCUCGCUCCAGCCGAUGCCCGGCAUGAAGCCGGAAGCGGGACCUGCCACCGCCGGCGGUCAUCACCACCCGGCCGAUCUCACCAGCAGUCACCACUCCAACGGUGGAGGUUACAAGCACCACAAGGAGCCCCUCUCGCCGUACGGUGACAAGUCGUACGACGACGAUGCCCUGCUCGACUCGCGCCUCAACUACAGCGCGGACGAUGCCCGCCUUGCGUCGUACGUCCCGCACCAGCAGCAGAAGCCCGAGUGGAAGCGCUACAAGCAGUACACCCGCCAGGACAUCAUCAACGCGAUCGAGUGCGUGCGCAAGGGCAUGAGUGCGCUGCAGGCCUCGCGCAAGUUUGGCGUCCCCUCGCGUACCCUGUACGACAAGGUGAAAAAGCUGGGCAUCACCACCGGAAGGCCGAUGAACCGAGCGAUCAAGCGUAGCCCCAGUUCCGGCGGUAGCCCGGCGCCCUUCCCGUACGGUUUGAGCGGAGCGUCGCACAUGUUCGGAGGCGAGCAGCCCAUGCCAUCGCAGUCCCAGAUGCAGCAGCACCGUGACGAAGAGGACAAGAACCGCAUGAUGAAGAUGGACCACUCGGGGCACCAUCUGCCUCCGACGAUCCCCCAUCCGGCGGCGGCCCUGCUCGAUCCGUCCUUCCUCCAGCAGGCUCUGGAGGCCCGCGGUGGAGACAUCGCCGGACGUGAAGCCCUGCACGCCAUGGCCUUUGCCGCCGCAGCCCAUGCAGCGGUCAACGGUAUCAACACCUCGCCGGGAACCCACGGCACCGCUCGCUCCCCAAGCCCGAACGUACUCAUGAAGUACAUGCGAUCGGCAAUGGGAUCCCCGGAGGAUCGCGAUCACCACCCGCGGGACUCGAGCGAAGGUGACCGACACCACCACAGCAACGGCUCCGAGGUGUACGAUCGCUCCGGAACCGAGCGGGACUCGAUGGAUCACGAAGAUCCGCGGGACGUGAGCGGCGGCGGUGACGAUCUCGUCGAGGAUCUCUCCAUGGCCCGACGCGGAGGUGCUGGCCCGGACUCGGACCGUGGAUCGGUCUCCCCGCAGCCCAUGCCCUCGAGCCAUCAACACCACCCCUCCGUUCUGUCCAUGCCCCCGCAGCAAGGUUCCGUGAUCGUGCCGGCCCCGCCCAAGAUCAAGGACGACUACAACCCGCUCAACAUCAAGCGCGAAAUCAUCGCCGACAGCAACGCCGCUCCCAUGGAGUCGUCGUAAGCCGUCGUCAAAUCAUAUCAAAUUCCGUACUAGAAAAAAGGCAAAAGUACACUGAAAAAAGAAAAGCUGUUCGUUUUUUUGGUUAAAACUUUAGUUUUUUCGGCGAGAGUAGGAACAGAUUGUAAAUAUCUCUAAAACUAUCUUGUUAUGUUAGCGAAAAGAAAACUAUCACCGUCUGUACUAUUAUUCUAGAGGACUAUUCUAUUGUUUGAAAAAGCUGUUUUCUAGUAAGUGUAAAAAAAUCUAGCAAAAAAUUUUCCCCUUUUUUCAAACUACCCCCUUCUCCCCUAUUGUUAUCACCACUGAGUGCCUAUGGAAGAAAAAUUGUCUAAACACAUUUUCUCUUUGUUUUAAACUGUUAAGUUGCAAAGCCAUAUCUCAACUCUUGAACUAGUAGCAAGAAGGCAACAAGAAAAAAAAAAGAAGUAAUAAAUGUGUUGUUAGAAAUGUUAAGCAUUAGCGUACGUGUCUAGAAGUUAGUUUUGAAAAAGGAAGAAAACGAAGGAAUGCCAUAUUCGAGUUGUACGGUAAAACGAAGAAAAACAAAGAAAAAACAUUUGUGAAGCAACAGAAUCAAACAUUGAAGAAGAAAAAAACUAUUUGUCGUUGUAAUUGAAACCAAGACUGAUUAAGCAAAAAAGAAAAAAAAAAACGAAAUGAAACGCAAUGAAAAUGUUAAAUGGGAAUGUUUCAAGUCGAAGCAAAGUGAAAACAAAACUGGUAAAUUUGUAAAAUUUUAGAAAAAUGUGGAAAUGUUUAGUGACCAACGAAAACACGAUUGCGCACCCCCCUGUAUUUUAUACCAAUUAGUGAAAGAGAAAUCGUUUGUUGAGUUGUUAAAACUACAUUUACCAAAAUCAACUUUCUAAUUGUUUUCCUUUUGAUUUUGACGCGUUACGUUCUUUCGAAUGAAUUUGCAAGACUGAUUUAGACGUUUUUUUUUUCAUCGUUUUUACCCACAUUAUAUUUAUUCGCGAGAAACUAAGACACACGAAGCAAGCAAACAAACUGGCAGCGCAAAACUGUACUAGAGAAAGCAAAAAAUAAUAUUUUUGUGGUUUAAGGUUAAAAGUUAAAAUACGCUCAUUGAAACAAUAAAUAAUUCAAUACACUGAAAUUGUGCUGGGGCGAUGCAAUACAAAAAUUACACACAACGCGAGAACUGUCCAAGUUCGAGACAUUGCCGGAGCCAGUAUAGUAAUCUAGCGAAGAAAAAACAGAAGAUGUAUGUACAUUUGUUCGGAUUAUGUUUAGUUAACAAGUAGCAUUAUUUUUUUAUUUUAACUUAAAUAAUCACUACUAGAAAUGUAAUGCAAGCAAAAAAGCAACAAAAAAACGAAACCGUAAUCAAAAGAAAAACAAGUUCCAAACGCAAAAAACAUAAUCUAAUCGUUGCCUGUAGUUGUUAGUUAAUUUUUAUUUCUUUCCUUUUUUAUAAGGAAAAAGGUUAUUCUUUUUCCAAAAUGCAACAGAAAUACGAACGUAGUGAACUAGUGAACACCCUAUUAAAGAGAGAGAGAAAUAAUCGUUUUUUUAGUUUAAGUUAUCGGAAGUUCAUUGACAAAAUGUAAUGAGUAUCCUUACAUUGGUAUAUUUUUCUUUUUGGAAAAAUGCAUGUAUUCUGUAGAUGAGAGAGCAACCAAUAUUUGAUGGGAAAACUUUAUAUUAAAUGUAUAGAAAUCAAGAGCAUGGAAUAAAAACGUGAUCAAAAAUA
Culex pipiens pallens (northern house mosquito) is the source of this 5196-nucleotide messenger RNA. RefSeq names its product protein bric-a-brac 1 (gene rib). Gene Ontology annotation, biological process: regulation of transcription by RNA polymerase II. Bases 1224 to 3482 code for a protein of 752 amino acids. Gene Ontology annotation, cellular component: nucleus. The transcript has 4 exons. The record is from RefSeq and is a predicted model, not a curated record. Gene Ontology annotation, molecular function: DNA binding; protein binding. NCBI's taxonomy places the organism in Eukaryota, Metazoa, Arthropoda, Insecta, Diptera, Culicidae.